Oncorhynchus kisutch (coho salmon) is the source of this 1788-nucleotide messenger RNA. RefSeq names its product glutamate receptor ionotropic, NMDA 2A-like. Lineage: Eukaryota; Metazoa; Chordata; Actinopteri; Salmoniformes; Salmonidae. The record is from RefSeq and is a predicted model, not a curated record. The transcript is spliced from 2 exons. The coding region runs from base 656 to 1156 and encodes 166 amino acids.
AAAAGUCAUCAACACAAAAGGGCAUUUCAUUUUUUUUCCCCCAAAUCCAAUGACAUUUCUUGUUGAUUUCACGUCGAAUUAGUUUGACAGCUCAACCAAAUGCAAAACUAGACGUUUGUGGCCAGUGGGGUGGGAGCCCAGCGAGCAGCGCAGGCACCGUCGGUCCGUCCAUCCUUCCAGCAGCCAGUCCCUCUUCUGCAGAGCGCACUCACUCACUCACACGCACGUACUCACGCACACAAACACGUUGUAGUCAGUCCUACCGUGUGCGUUGCGUGCAGGGCAGCUCGGCUCGCUGCUCGCAGCUGGGAUAGGACGAGAAAGAAGACCACGGGAGAAGGAGAAGACAAGGGGUGUGUGAAAAGGGACUUACGUUCGACUGGAAGAUGUUGGACUGGGAUAUUUGUACCGCGGCGGACCAAGGAACACGGUACACAAUGAGCUCUAUUGGAUUACAGUGAUUGUGCUGCUCUUUCUCCGCGGUGUGUGUGGAGUUAUCAACAGGAUUAAUAUUCUAUACCUCGGGAAAGAAGGAAUAAACGCUUGUCUUCAUUUGGUUUGAGUUCCAGAGGACGCGGGGGGGAACCGGCUGGGCUGUUGUAAUGUCACCUCAUCACCCCGCUGUUCUGAAGCUCUAUGAAAGGGAGAGGCUGAGAUGAAGUGUCUCAACAUGUCAGUGGGCAGGGGGCUGACCCUGGCCUUCCCAGCUCUCCUGUGUUCCCUGGUUACCCUGGUGACCCUGGUCAUGGAGGUCGAAGGUCAGAAGGUCCCCAUCCUCAACAUCGCUGUGAUCCUGGGCCGCACGCGCUACAUCUCCGACCGGGACAUUCGGGCUCUCUGGAGCAAAGACGACCCCAUGGACGUCAACGUGGUCACCGUAUUGGUCAACGAGACUGACCCCAAGAGUAUUAUCACCCACGUGUGCGACCUGAUGUCUGGGACCAAGAUCCACGGGGUGGUGUUCGGAGACGGGACGGACCAGGAGGCCAUCGCUCAGAUAUUGGAUUUUAUUUCCUCCCAGACACUGAUCCCCAUCCUGGGCAUCCACGGGGGAUCCUCCAUGAUCAUGGCUGAUAAGGUGAGGAGGGAGGGAGGGAGAUCCUCUAUGGUCAUGGCUGAUGAGGUGAGGAGGGAGAUCCUCUAUGGUCAUGGCUGAUGAGGUGAGGAGGGAGAUCCUCUAUGGUCAUGGCUGAUGAGGUGAGGAGGGAGAUCCUUUAUGGUCAUGGGUGAGGAGGGAGAUCCUCUGUGUUCAUGGCUGAUGAGGUGAGGAGGGAGAUCCUCUAUGGUCAUGGCUGAUGAGGUGAGGAGGGAGAUCCUCUAUGGUCAUGGCUGAUGAGGUGAGGAGGGAGAUCCUCUAUGGUCAUGGGUGAGGAGGGAGAUCCUCUGUGUUCAUGGCUGAUGAGGUGAAGAGGGAGAUCCUCUAUGGUCAUGGCUGAUGAGGUGAGGAGGGAGAUCCUCUAUGGUCAUGGCUGAUGAGGUGAGGAGGGAGAUCCUCUAUGGUCAUGGCUGAUGAGGUGAGGAGGGAGGGAGGAGGGAGAUCCUCUAUGGUCAUGGCUGAUGAGGUGAGGAGGGAGAUCCUCAAUGGUUAUGUCUGAUGAGGUGAUGAGGGAGAUCCUCUAUGGUCAUGGCUGAUGAGGUGAGGAGGGAGAUCCUCUAUGUUCAUGGCUGAUGAGGUGAGGAGGGAGAUCCUCUAUGGUCAUGGCUGAUGAGGUGAUGAGGGAGAUCCUCUAUGGUCAUGGUUGAUGAGGUGAGGAGGGAGGGAGGGAGAUCUUCUAUGGUCAUGGCUGA